This is a messenger RNA of Physcomitrium patens, 2463 nucleotides long. RefSeq lists its product as uncharacterized. The record is from RefSeq and is a predicted model, not a curated record. Lineage: Eukaryota; Viridiplantae; Streptophyta; Bryopsida; Funariales; Funariaceae.
UUAUGAGUGCGAGCAAUGGCGGUAUCCGUUGUUGUGUGCUUGAGUUGAGGUACAUUAUCGAUCAAUCCGUAGCAGUGGUUCCCCUGCUCAAAAUCACUCUCGUUAGAGUCUAUGCAGUCUGAAGAAGAAUUUGCAGAUUUCUAGGGGUGCCAAUAAUUCAUUGCAACUCAUUUUCGAUCUUAGAUAGGUGGAAAGAAAGGGAUGUGAAGUAGUCUUUGACCUGGAUUCCUACUUGGUGCACUGGAGAUAGUUAUCACAUUGCACUGACAUUUUUUUGCAGUUUCUAUUUGUGGCGCGUUACUGCAGAAUCGCAUGUGGAAGCGAACUCGUCUGUAUCGUCGAACGUGCUAGGAUACCUUAGAAUUGCAGUGGAAGCGCAACGACAGGGUGUAAUUCAAACUUGUGUUGAGAACCUCAACACCUUCUAUCGUUAGAUGCUUCACGGGAUUUGGAAACCAAUUCAGUUCCGCGGAACGGAGGAACGAUGAUCCGCGACGUGUUGACCCAGGGGAUAGUGAAAGAGUUUCAGCGCUCUUUGAGCAUUGACAAGUCGCCGCUGCGAGAAAUCACCAAAAGCUCACUUAGAUAUGGGUUGAUGGCCGGACGUAAUUCACACAAAGCAGCGAUCAACUGGGUUUACGUCUUCAUUGCUAUUUUUCUCACGCUUAUGGCUGGAAAUUCGCUCUACCACUCUUCCAUACACACCGUGCAAUCGGCAGUAUCGCCAUCGAACACUCCGACUUCGCAUUCCACCGCCAUCCACGUCGCGCAUCUUGCCCUGAAGCUUUCUGAAUUGCAGGAGAAGGUCCACAAAGCAUCUGUUAAUGCUGAAGUAAUUGUCAACAAAGGCUUCGCAUCUUCCUUACCAACUGCGCUCGCGGAUUUGAAGCUCGAGAGAACUCGGAGCUGGAAUGUGCUCGAGAAGAUCACAAUAGAGCUUAGCGAAGUAGCCAAGGUUGUUGAGGAGCUGAAGCAAUCACAGUCCGGAAGUCAGAAUCCGAUAGAUUUGCAUGCCAAUGAAUUCUCUGACUAUGUCUCCAAGGGCGACAUUGGGAUUGCGUCUGUGGAGAAUGCGAGGCCAACUACUCCUGUGCAAUCGCAAGAGGGCAAAGAGAAGAACUCGGACCCCUUUUACGACUUCUUCGACCGGGAGGAAAUUCGCAAUUACAUCAAGGUGAGGGAGAAUCGAGGAGAAGUCAAGAACUUCAUGGGUGUGAAUGCAACCUACGGCACAAUCGGACACGCCUGCGUGACCAACAAAGCCCUCCUGGAGAAGUACAUGGAUUACGACAUAGGGGAGGUUUGCAGGGACGAUUGGGUGAUCGCUCAGCAGCUCAUCAUCCGGGGAUGCGAUCCUCUUCCACGCAGGCGAUGCCGCGUGCGGGGUCCGAAAUCGUACAAGCCACCAUUUCUCUCAAAUGCGUCCUUGUGGACAAUUCCCGCCGAUGAAAACAUCCGGUGGGAUAAUUAUUAUUGCAAGAAUUUUUCAUGUCUUGCAGAUUAUAAACAUCGAAAGAAAUUUUUCAAAUGCAGUCCCUGCUUCGACUUACAGAUCCUUGAGAAGAAGCGCUGGGUGGUACCGAAUACCACCGACGCCGAGUUUCUAAUCAAGGAUGUCCUCGCGCUCAAGCCUGGGGAGAUCCGCAUCGGGGUGGACUACUCGAUGGGGACCGGCACCUUCGCAGCGCGCAUGAAGGAGCACGACGUCACCAUUGUUUCGGCGACGCUUAACUUAGGCGCGCCGUUAAGCGAGACGAUUGCCCUUCGUGGCCUCGUCCCGCUCUACAUCUCAAUUAACCAGCGCCUUCCGUUUUUCGACAGCACUCUGGACAUUGUACACACCACUCUUUUUCUGGAUGGGUGGAUUGACCACCAGCUCUUGGAUUUCAUCCUCUUCGACUUCGAUCGCGUCCUACGCCCAGGAGGCCUACUUUGGCUGGACAGAUUCUUUUGUUACCAGGAGGAGCUCGCUGAGUAUGUAUUCUACUUCAAACGUCUCCGUUACAAGCCGCUCAUGUGGGUUACCAUUCCGAAGGUCGACAAGGGGCGAAAUGAAGUCUACCUCUCUGCUGUGUGGGAAAAACCCCUCACUCCAUUCUAGAGCAAUGCACUAUUCAAAUGAUCACCAACUCGACCAUUUCCAUCAGAUUUUUCCCCUCCAAUUGUAGUAUCUCUGCCUCUGUCGCUGACCGCGAAGACGGAACAAUACGAUCGAUAGACCAAAGUAGACAUUCACGGCACACAAAGGCCUCUUUGAUCGGUAGGUUUGUCAACCUUGCGUUGACGUUUGACACGUUGAUGAGUGUUAAACUUGAGUCCGGAAAAAUGUAAAUGCAUAUCAGUGCAUCUUCCAGUUUUGUGGAGAAAACUUGGAGCGGAAGUUUCCGGCGUUGAAGUAAAAUUUGCCUGCCUUAAGUGGGCGUGUAUACUCCUUGUUUAUCCAAACCCCUGUGGUGUUGUCAA